Molecule: messenger RNA, 2101 nt
Organism: Dermacentor silvarum
Lineage: Eukaryota; Metazoa; Arthropoda; Arachnida; Ixodida; Ixodidae
Exons: 8
Coding region: 33-1865 (610 amino acids)
Molecular function (GO): serine-type endopeptidase inhibitor activity
Source: RefSeq, a predicted model, not a curated record
CGACAGAAAUUUAUGAACCGUUUAAUGCCGGUAUGGGCUUAUCACUCCACCAACCAACAUAUAAUUCUGGCCGGUUAUUUCCAAUGAAGCUUCUACAAACGCUCUGCCUCUUAUCAGUAGCUACACUGCUCAGAAGUGCUGCAACACCAAAGAGGUUGAAUCCUUACGAUGACAGGUGCAGUGUCCGUUUCUCUGAGUCCAAAGCAGAAGACUGCGCUUCGGUGGGGUAUUACUUUGACAGACAAUCCAAGCUUUGCAAGCGCACUUGUACCGACGACGCGCCAUUUGAAUCAAGUUCAAAAUGCAGCAGGAGAUGCAGAAGUGUUGUCGUCUGCUUCAUUCCACGGCGUCCUCAUAGCUGUGGCGAUGUUCCAACGGUCACUGUGUACUAUUUUGACAUCAAUAAAGGACGCUGUCUUGCCGAGAGAGGAUGCACAUACAACGGAAACAACUUUCCUACUUUAGGGGAGUGCGAACGCACUUGCGGUGUAAAACCUGGAGAAGAAACAACUGGUACCCAAUUCGGCGCAAGAGACAACCAAACGUGGAACCAGCAGCAUCAAGGGCCUUACACGAAUCAGAGAACUCCUCCGGUCAUCCCUACAUUAAGUAAUGCAACACCAGGCGGAUACCCGACGGAAGUCGCUGUUUCUUCCCAAGAUUCCAGGUGCCGCUAUCAGGUACAAGCGACCAUACUAAAGAACUGCAGUACAGCGAAGUAUUACUUCGACCAUGGAUCGAGUGUCUGCAAGAGUACUUGUAACGCGGAGGCACCAUUCAAAACAGGAUGGGAAUGCAGCUGGAUAUGCAGAAGCGUGAUCAACUGCUUUAUUCAGCGGCCUGCCGUACCGUGCGCUCGUCGUCAAAGAACCACCAUUUACUACUUCGACCUAUUCAAGGGAAUGUGCCUUCCGCAGCAGGGAUGCACAUACAGAGGGAAUAAUUUUCCCACAUUGCAAGAGUGUGAACGCACGUGCGGUGUAUACACAGGGACGAAGCAGGAAGCACAAGUGCGCAGACAGACCGGUUACGUCGUACCAAGCACUAUCCAGCCGUCAAAGCCCUUAAUGGGAGUGCCGAAUGGUGUUACAGAAUAUACAGGUGCCCGACAACCAAGCAAUGCUGUACAAAUUAUUCGAGGCGAUGUAUCAAGUGUUCGGGGAAGUACAGGUGGCACGGGUCCUGCAGAAACGAUCGGAGCAGAAGUAGGGCAUUCUAAUUCUGUAGCGAAUCCGGCUAUAGACAACGCUGCUGGAAGACAACAUAACAAUACGCCAACGGAGUCCGGCGCAGGCCACGGAAUAUCAGCCCCUUAUCCUACUGGUAUUACAAAUACUCCGCUAGAGAACGGAGAAAGAGUGACUCACUCAACUCAUACAACGGACUCGACAACAAGCCACGAACCUGAUUUGCGAAACCCAGUAGGUGUUCCAGGUUCUACAGUAGGCAAUGUGGCAGAAGCAGGACACCACAGAGGUUUGGUGGGUUCUAAAGAAGGCCGCAGAACAGAACACGGACGCUCCUAUGUUGCGUCACAUGCCCCAAAUGGAAACGUAGCACGAGUGGGAGUGAGUUCUGGUGCCACAGGUACUACAGCAUCUAGCCUGACUGGUAAAGUGUACCCACAUGUUAUGGGGCAGUCCACAGGAAGUGGUGCGCCCUUGGCUACAUACCCUCUCGGGCUGACAGAUAAGCAAAUACUGAAAGGAGCAGCAACGGUGCAAGAAAUUUUUUCAGCGAUUCAGGAAUUCAUUGGCGCACUGCCGUUCAAUUCCCUGCGUACAAGGAACUCGCGGCGGACAAGGCGCCAGGACGACAAUAAUGACACAGCACGACACAUGCUCAGAUCGGGGAAUGCUGCGUGAGCUUCUGGGGCGACGCAUAAACAUUGCUCGUGGAGAUUGACCAUCGUCACCUUGUAGCCAAUGUGUACAGCUACGUACGCCUCUCUAAUAUAUGCUCAAACUUUGGCAUAUCACUAAAAAUUCAUGCUUUAAUAAAUGCAUAUGUGCCUUUUUAGAGGUGUUUUUACAAAAUCUUGCCAGAUAAAUAUACCUCCACACGAAGAAAGGGGUAUAAUAAAAUACUUUCGUUUUCGAGA